Molecule: messenger RNA, 1032 nt
Organism: Amphibalanus amphitrite
Lineage: Eukaryota; Metazoa; Arthropoda; Thecostraca; Balanomorpha; Balanidae
Exons: 5
Coding region: 163-798 (211 amino acids)
Source: RefSeq, a predicted model, not a curated record
GGCGUGUCUGCCCCCCCCCCUCCCCGCCCCCCGUCUGGUGGGGGAGGGUGCCGUGACAGCCAGUGCGGGCCCUGAGGCGGCUCAGUCGGCAGUCCGGCUCAGGGGCAGACGGCGGGUCAGCGGUCGGGUCAUCGGAGGCCCCCCGGAGGUCCGACAAGCGGCAUGGAGCAGCCAACGCCAGCGGCGGUGCAUGGUGAGCCCUCCGGCAGCGUCUUGGAUGACUUCGGAAAGGCCGGACCCGGUGGGCGGCCAUGGAGGGAGAACCGACUUCAGGGACAGGACUUCUUUGAGAAAAUGGGCUGGGCGACCUCGGCCGACCAGCGUCGACGUAAGAAGGAGAUUGAACACUACCGAGAGGCCCUGAAGCAGAUCCUGGCAGAGAGGAAGCGGGCCGCGAGGGAGGAGAGACAGUUCAGACUGGACGAGUCGGGCAUCUCUGUGUACCCGCUGAUGAAGCAGCUGGCCACGGGUCGACCUCGUCGUCAGCCAGACACGGAGCUGCUGUACAACCCGCUGCCCCAUACGGACGUGACGCGACACAGGGAGGGACGCAUCACCUACCCGCCGCUGGAGCAGAGCCACUACCGCCGUCAGCUGGAGCUGCAGAUCCAGGAGAAACAGCAGGAGAAACAGCGGGCCCGCGAACAGUACUGGCAGGAGACAGUGCAGCAUCUGGAGAGUUUCUCGAAGUUCUGGGGCCGACCCGGAGGAGGGGCGCCCAUCUCUCAGCAGCACAAGAAGGCCAACAUCUCGCGCAUGCUAUUCCCCGAUGCUAUGCAGCCCCAGAAUGUGGCUUGAUGCGUACAGUGGACAACUAGUUACUGAUGGAUGUCGAUGCCAGUGAUUUUAUUUUACUAGAUGUUCCUUUGGAGUCGAUCAUCAUAAUUUGUAUUUUUUAACAAAAGUGCAGCUGUUACUUGUUUCAGUCACAUUAUUAUGUAAAGUGAUCUUUAAACAACUUUGAUUUAUUGCACGGUGCCGGUUGCAUACAGUCACGUACAGGGUGGGGCGGCAUAAUCGGGAAUGCUUUUU